AGUACAGCUGAAAUCAAUAUGUUUAAUGAAUAAACAUAGCGUGAUUAAUUAGAGAAGUUAGUGAGAAAUACGUACUAACAUCAAUUUUUCCGAAAUUAAACAAUUUUUAACGUGUAAUUACAUCCUUGAAGAUGAGUAAAAUGUACUCGACUGCUAACCUCACGGAUAAAGAGCUAAAGGAGCAAGGAAACCAUUUGUUCAACCUUCACAAAUAUGAGGAUGCUGCUAAUUGCUACACAAAAGCCAUUAUCAAGAAUCCAAGUCAGGCCCUGUACUUCACUAAUCGAGCUUUAUCAUAUUUAAAACUCAAACGAUGGGAAUCAUCAUGUCAAGACUGUCGGCGUGCCUUGGAUCUUGAUCCAUGUCUUGUGAAAGGUCAUUUUUUCCUUGGUUUAGCUCUCCUGGGAAUGGAGUUGCAUGAUGAAGCCAUCAAACAUCUUCAGAGAGCUGUGGAUUUAGCCAAGGAACAAAAAUUAAAUUAUGGAGAUGACAUGACAAGUGUCUUAAGACAGGCUAGAAAAAAGCGUUUCCAGAUUAAAGAAGAACAGCGUAUAAGUCAAGAGAUUGAACUACAAAGUUACUUGAAUCGAUUGAUUGUUCAGGAUGCAGAAAAAAGUUUAGCAGAGCUUAAAGAACGUGAAUGUUCUAGUGAUAAUAAUAAGAAAGAUGGAGAUGGAGAGUGCAUAACAGAUUCCAAAAUUACUUUACUCAGACAAGAAAUUGAAGAGAAAAAAGAUACAUCUCUUGCACAAUUGAAUGAUAUGUUUGCCAAGGUUGAUGAUAAUAGAAGAAAAAGAGAAGUGCCAGACUACCUAUGCGGUAAAAUUAGUUUUGAAAUACUCCAAGAACCAGUUAUUACUCCAAGUGGUAUAACUUAUGAAAGGAAAGAUAUUGAAGAGCAUCUUCAACGAGUAGGUCACUUUGAUCCAGUAACUCGUGUUAGAUUAACGCAAGAUCAACUGAUACCAAACCUUGCGAUGAAAGAGGUUGUCGAUGUAUUCUUACAAGAGAACGAAUGGGCUCUUGAUUACUAAACCAUGCAGGCGACAAAAAGACUAAACAAUUACUAUAUGUUUGACAUGGUCAAUCUAGGUUUAUUUUUAUUUAGUCUCAAAAUAUGUAUGUAUAGUACGCUUAGACAUAAGGAAAAGAAA
Phymastichus coffea is the source of this 1154-nucleotide messenger RNA. It is a transcript of the gene STUB1, whose product is annotated as E3 ubiquitin-protein ligase CHIP. The record is from RefSeq and is a predicted model, not a curated record. Gene Ontology annotation, biological process: positive regulation of proteolysis; proteasome-mediated ubiquitin-dependent protein catabolic process; protein polyubiquitination. Gene Ontology annotation, molecular function: protein-folding chaperone binding; ubiquitin protein ligase activity. Gene Ontology annotation, cellular component: Z disc; cytoplasm. The transcript is spliced from 4 exons. Lineage: Eukaryota; Metazoa; Arthropoda; Insecta; Hymenoptera; Eulophidae. The coding region runs from base 132 to 1034 and encodes 300 amino acids.